Molecule: messenger RNA, 712 nt
Organism: Pollicipes pollicipes
Lineage: Eukaryota; Metazoa; Arthropoda; Thecostraca; Pollicipedomorpha; Pollicipedidae
Exons: 5
Coding region: 32-712 (226 amino acids)
Source: RefSeq, a predicted model, not a curated record
UCUCCACGCGCGUGCAGACGCCCGCCCAGACAUGCCGUCCGCCCGCCUACUGCCGGCCGCUCUGCUGCUGAUGCUGCUCUGUAUGGUCAGCAGCGGGCAAGCGGACGAUUCACGCACCAGGCGGCAAACCGCCGACGCCGACGACGCAGACGGCGCGACGAACGCGACGCGCGACCGGUCGGACGACUCGCGCGGCCUGUUCAAGGACCUGGUGAACGGGGCGCUCUACCUGGCCGGCACGCGCGUGCUCGGCGCCAACGUGACGGACGCGCUGGUGCCGAUCGCCCAGCCGCUCGUCAACCAGAUUGUGCCUGACCGCGACCCAGUCGGCUUCAACGACGGCCGCUUCGUGUUCGGCUUCGGCAACGGCGCCGGGGCCGGCUCCGGCGCCGACAAGGACGAUCAGGCAGCGCCGGCGGCGACGGCGGCGGCGGCGGCGGUACCGGAGCGGCCGCGGCCCUGCACCACACCCCAGGGCGGCCGGGGCGAGUGCCGCGACCUCAGCGCCUGCCCGCAGCUGCUGCUCGACCUCGGCAACCUGCGCUCUAGCAUCUGCUUCCAGCAGAUAUUCGUGCCGGGCGUCUGCUGCCCCAGCGGGACGGCGUCGCCGGCGGCCGGCGCCUUUCCGGGCCUGGCCCGACCGACCACCACCCGGCGUCCGUUCACGCCGCGUCCGACGGCGAGUGGCCCGCUGUUACCGCUGAUCUCGUGA